AUGACAGGUCAUAUGAAGGUCCUUAUGAAAUUCACAAAUGACCCCAUAAUGCAUAUGAGGGACUCAGUAGCUCCGAUACUAGUAAUUUCUAGGAAUUUCAAGGUAUCUAUUGCGGACCGAGCAUCCUGGAGCACAGGAAACCCCUACACCAAACCCGGAGCUGAAGUUUGGUACACUGACGAAUCAAAACUUGAAGAUGGAAAAACAGGAGCUGGUAUAUUUGGGCCGAAUUUUAAAAGAUCGAUACCAAUGGGCAGCUACCCCACCAUUUUCCAAGCAGAGAUUCAUGCGAUCGAUAUCUGUGGCAGAGAAUGCCUCAGAAGAGGCACAUCCUCUAAAAACAUCUGCAUUAUGUCGGACAGUCAGGCUGCCUUGCUAGCACUGAGGUCCCACAUAAUAACAUCCAAACUAGUGUACGACUGCCUCAACACCCUAAACGGUCUUGGAAGCAAGAACACAGUAUUACUGGGCUGGGUGCCGGGGCACGAGGGCCAUGACGGCAAUGAACAGGCGGACCGCCUAGCAAAACACGGAGCUACCACACUAUUCCAUGGCCCGGAACCCUUCUGCGGGCUCACCAAAGCCCACUUAAGGGAGGUCAUAAACAAGUGGGUCGACAAAAAAUUCGAAAGGCACUGGAAUGAAUGUCCGGCGCAAGGACAAGCUAAGCAGUUCAUCUGUCCAUCACAAGAAGCUUCAAAAAAGCUCAUAAAUCUAGGCAGGGAGGACCUUCGAACUCUCACUGGGUACUACACGGGACAUUGUUCCCUGCGUUAUCACCUCAGUAAAAUGAAUCUUUCAGACACGAGCGUCUGUCGCUUCUGUGAGAUGGACGAAGAAACGCCAGAACACAUCCUUUGUGAAUGUGUUGCUCUCGCUAGACGCAGACUCGCUCACCUAGGUGGUACAACACUUAAUCCAUUCGAAAUAUGGAACAAAAAGCCCACCGAAGUGCUAGCUUAUAUUAAAAGCCUUCAUAUAUAG
Molecule: messenger RNA, 984 nt
Organism: Rhagoletis zephyria (snowberry fruit fly)
Lineage: Eukaryota; Metazoa; Arthropoda; Insecta; Diptera; Tephritidae
Molecular function (GO): RNA-DNA hybrid ribonuclease activity; nucleic acid binding
Source: RefSeq, a predicted model, not a curated record